Molecule: messenger RNA, 7585 nt
Organism: Siniperca chuatsi (mandarin fish)
Lineage: Eukaryota; Metazoa; Chordata; Actinopteri; Centrarchiformes; Sinipercidae
Gene: vps37c
Product: VPS37C subunit of ESCRT-I
Exons: 5
Coding region: 588-1664 (358 amino acids)
Biological process (GO): protein targeting to membrane; protein targeting to vacuole; ubiquitin-dependent protein catabolic process via the multivesicular body sorting pathway
Cellular component (GO): ESCRT I complex
Source: RefSeq, a predicted model, not a curated record
ACCAGUGCUGUUUUAGAACAUUUAAAUUUUGUCCCAUCACCCCCCGCAAACGAUGGCACGUGGAUGCUUCCUGAAAUGGCGGCGGUUUCUGUCAGUGUGGAGUGAAACUUUCAUAUUUUGGGCGGAAAUUUGGUCGUUUUCUAGCAUAUUUUGUCGACUGCAGUCGUCUGUUUAGUAAAGUAAGCAUUAUCGGAAUACAGAGACGUUUGACAGUGAUCGUCGGGGCCGAGCGGUGUCAUUCUAGGCUCCGUUUUUGAUCGCCAAAUCGCUGGGCUUCCCUCGAAGUUGACGGUGGGAGCCUGACAUUACGAUCAUACCGACUGUUGUUAUCAUCAGAUUGCUCAACGCGGAACCGUCAGGUUAGACUGGAGUCGGCCGGGUAGCUAGCUAGCUAGCUAGCUAGCUCGGCGGCCAAAGCGCGUCGAUACGACUCGGCUUUUCGUUGUGCUGGAUUCCGGGCAGGUCGAAGAUCCUGAGGACGUGUCACGUCACCUGUCACUUGCAAUAAAUAGGUGGUGUUGGAUGUCACCGCCAGUCAGUGUCAGGCUGAAUUUGGUUUGCUAGCAUCAUCCAUCCUGGCAAAUCAAAUGGAGAAGCUCCAGGACUUGAGCCAAUCAGAGCUACAGGAGCUCCUCGACAACCCGGAGAGGGUGGAGUCUAUGGCUCUGGAGUCUGACGAGAUCCAGAACAUCCAGCUGGAGAGAGAGAUGGCCCUGGCAUCAAAUCGCAGCCUGGCUGAGCAAAACCUGGACAUGAAGCCUCGUCUGGAGUCACAGAAGGAGGUGCUGGUGGAGAGAUACUCUCAGCUAGAGGCCGUCAGAGAAACCUACAGACAACACUGCUCCCUGAGAGAUGGGAUGGUGGGUCAGGUAUCUCCAGAGGCGUUGUUCUCCCGACUACAGACAGAGGGCAGCAAAACGGAGGCAGAGUCAGAGGCUCUAGCUGAUGAGUUUCUGGAGGGUUCUCUGCCAUUGGACUCCUUCCUCGACCGCUUCCUCUCCCUGCGCUCUCUCGCACACAAAAGACGGGUGCGGAUAGAGAAACUCCAGGAGAUCCUGCGUCAGAGGAGCGAGGGCAAUCCGACCACCAUGACAUCAUCGGCAGGCAUCAGCCAGGAUCCCGCCCCCACGUCCUCACCAUGGAAUCAACACACAACAACAGCAACGAUGACAAAUCAGCAGCAGCCGAACUCCAAACAUCAGUCCUCCAGCUACCAAAACGCCUCGCAGCCGGCCUCCUCGUCUUCAGGGGGCUCCUCUGGCAUUCCCUACAGCCCGUACCCUGCCCCCCCCCCUAACCCAUCCCCUGCGGCAGCAGCAGGCUCCGGCCCAGCCAACCCCCCGUCACAGUUCCCUCCAUACCCAGCUUCCGGCUCACCUUUCACCCCAGCAGGGAGCUACUCCGGCCCCAGGUCCGCAUUCGGGCCUCCGACUUCGGCCGCCUGCCCUUACCCGACCCAGCCCUCCUUCCCUGCCCCACACCCGGGCUCAGCGUUCGGCCAGUACACCCCCAGCCAGCCCCAAAGCGGCCCCGCUCCCUACCCUGCCUCCUACAGCUAUGGCGGCUACAGCUACCCAGCCGGGCCCACCUAUUCCAAUUCUCAGUCGCCAACAGGGAGACCAAUCUACAGACCAGGAUAUGGAGUUCCACAGCCGUACUCCUGAAAGCACUGCUGCCCCUCUGUCUGAUUUCUUCUCCUCAAUUCUUCCCCUCUUUGCUGUCUCACCCUUUUCUUCUCCCUCCAGUCUCCUUACCCUAAUUCCCUCUCCUCUUGUCUUUUUACCUUUUCUACCCUCCCCCUUCCUUUCUCCCAUGCUCCCAGAUUCAAGAGGUCUCUCGCUUUACUUAUCUUUGUUGCACUAUUUCUCUCUUUCUCUAAAUAUCUGUCUGUUGAUCUCUCCGUCUUUCUCUCUUUCCUUUUCCCUUUCUCUGUCUCCCUACAAUCCACCAACUCCCCCACACUAGUCUCAGGUUGUUGCGUUGUGUUUGAGUGUUAAAACACUUGUAUCUGGCCCUUCAUACACUCAGUGUCCUCCCUCUCUCCCUCCCUCCUCCUCUUCCAUUUCAAGUGUGUGUGUGUGUUGCUAUUUGGCAAACAGAAAGACACAAGUGCACUCCCCCCUUAUGACAAAUACAUGAAAAAACUUGUCUUUGCAACACUACAACAGUGUCCAGUAGCUGUCUGACCAGAAUCUGUCGGAAUCAUAUUGUUAUUCAUGAGCACAGUCUGCGCUGAGAGAACAUCUCGUAAUGGAAGGUUUACGUCCUGGGCUAGUUUCAUUAACUCACUUAGAAUUCAAUCAGAAAAGUGGAUGGCUGGUCUAUCAGCUCUUCCAAACCCUUACGUCUGUCAGUUCUUCCAGACCCUUACCUACUCCAAACAGAAAUGUGGCAGGUGAAUUUCAUUAUGCACAAUUACCUGUGGACAGUGGGCAGAAGAACGACCAGUCACCCUUUAUUUUCUUCACCUUGUGACAAUGGCAGUGCUUUCCCCCCCUUUAAUUUAACUCGAACGUUAAAGAGGAAGUUAGCUGCAGCUGUGUGUCAGCAGCUGUGCUUCCCUUUUCAUCAGUGUCACAGCAGAAAGUGGCACAGCGAAGUAUGUUGUUCCAGCUUGGUGACGUAUUUUCAGUUUACUCCCCCUGGUAUUCUGUUCUCAGGAUUGUUCAUCAUUUCAUUCAGUAGAGUUACUGAAGGGGGAACAAGCUCUCCAAACUAAGCAAGCUCUUUAGCUGCUGUCCGAGGUCAGUUCAUCUUGUUUCAAUUUUGUGCUGAAGAGUGAACAAACAUGUUAACCAGUCUUUGUGUGUUUUCCACAGCGCAUCCUAGCCCUACAUUCGAGUCACAGAAAUAAGUGUAAGCUACUGCACUAAUAUAGAUUUUCUCUUUGGCCACUUGGAGGCACCGGAAAGCUUCUUCCACUGUAACAACAUUGAGAUAUUAUCCCCUUGUAAAGAUGAUAUGGCGAUCGUUUUAGCAAACAGCUGCUUGUUUCCGCCUCCAGCAGCUACAGAGCUGCAUGCCGCUUCAUCAGGAGGCGAGUCUGUGUCUCCUGAUGGACGUCAGUCCGGUCUUCUCUCUGUCAGCUCUGUGUUUGGUCUCCAGCAGCUGCUGAGGGAAACAUCUGGCUCUUUAGCUGCUAGAUGCUCCGCUAUGUUCAGCAGCGGCUCUCUGACUGAGUCUGUCUGCUGCUCAGCAGCUCGUGUUCAGCCACUUUUUCACUGAAAACUGCUGCUGCUGCUGGAAACAAGCUUGAUGAGAGCGAAAACCAACAUGAUGAGCUAAAAGAGGUUUUCAUUUUCAGUUAUUAGCAGUCUUUGUUAGCAUAUCUUACGUUCGUAGUUUCAUGUAUGUAGCUUAUUCCACAAAAAUUAGGUCAGGAAGGGAGUACUACCAGAUGUUUGUAAAACAUUACAGAACGUGCUGCUGUGGAAGGCAGAUGUUUGUUACAACAUACGUUAGCUAGCUAGCGACUAAAGUUGUUGGAGACAGAUUGCCAACCUGUUCAACAAAUAUCCACAUCCACAAACACAUCAGGACUAAAGUUUUUCAGCAACUCAAAGCUCUUUUCACCUUUCAGAUGCUUGGGUUGCCAGCUUGUUUAGGGGGCCUGGGGGGAUUGGACCAGUCCCAGCAAAUCCGUAGACUCAGGCAGGUCUGCCUGUUUAUCAACAAAUGCAAAUCCCUACCGAUAAAGGACGGUGUUUUUGCACUCAGAGUAAGUCGGAUGAAAAAGUCUUGUGGAUUAGAGGUGUUAGCAAUGAACUAUGGAUUGUUUGAUGGAGAUUUAGGGGGAGGUAGGAGCGCUGUAGUCGUAGCCGUAGUAACUCCCUGACUCGAGACAAUGAUACCCGCUGGAGUCUCUGUUUGAAUCCGAACCAAACAUGGUUCCACUUCUUUGUUCCCACUUUGUCUGUAUCCUCCCCUCCAACACUCCUGUGUCCUCUCCUCCUCUCCAUCACUCUCCUCCUCCCCACGUCUGCUCAUUGAACAUGAACUGAUGCUUGACAAUGAUUACCAGAAGAAAAUAGUUUGAUUUCCAUCAAACUAGAUUAUCACAUGAAAUUGUUACUUUGAAAUGUAACAUUUCAUCAAACUAAUCAUAUUUUAUCUUUGACAUCUCCCCUCAGCUACUUCAGAGCACUUUCUUGGUAUUAUCACUAGCUAAAAAGCAGCUACACAGUGAAACAUUCUCUCCCUGAUAUUGUUGUAGCAUCAAGUCCUAAAAUUUCCUCCCAGCUCCAACAUCAGCAGUAAAGUGGGAGGACUGGAUGGUGUAACAAUGUCAGGAAGUUUGUCUUUAAACUAAGGUGCCAAUAUUGUCACAUUCAACAUAUGUUGGAAUUUCAGCAUAUUGAGUGUUUCAGAUCACAAUAUUUCUUUCAUGGCUGAGCUGAGCUGUAUCUUGAAGUGACUGAACUGAAUCCAAAUUGGUCCCAGCCUCUAAAAUACUGUACUGCUGUUAACACUCCCCAAAAGCAAAGGAAGGGGAUCAUUGACUCGAGCGCAAAAGGACUACUGAGUUGCAAGGUCAUAACUGAAUGGGUUAUUAAAUUCCAGUUUGAAAAGUGGAAAUGCAGCCAGAUGAAGAGAGUUGGAGGGCAGCUGUGCUGUUAGUGGCUGAGUGACUGCAGGGAGGGCACAGAGCAGCAGCACAGGUUUUAGCAGCAGUUUCUUUUUAUGCCAUGACACUGCGUGCCCAGAGAAUCCAAAAGAUAAUAAUUAGCCUUUUUUUAUGGCAGAGGGCCUUUGACCUGCUGGGCUCUUUAAUAGAGCCGUAAGUGGUGCCCUGAGCAGCAGCGUGGACCAGCAGCCAAUCAGUGACCUCCACAGGCCGACUGGACAUCUGGCUGACUCCAACACCGAGAAGGCACAGUGGUUGCCAUUAGCAAAGGAAAACUCUGCUGGUGGUGUUUUAGUGUUAUUAUUUCUGACCUGUUUUUGAGUUUCCUGGUUUCAGCCGUUAGUUUAUCCAUGGAACGGUAAAACUGACCUUCUGUUUAAACGUGUCUGACCGCUCAUAUUGUCUGCCUGAAUGGACUCCAUUAUAAAGUGUGUCUACCACGUCCGCAGAGCUCAGCAGCAUUCCUGUCAGUUAUCAUAUCUUAUAGAGAUGAUGGGCAACAUGAUGAAAACAAGACCAGGUGGUUUUUAACAAGCAGGUUUUCAAUGGAAACAUCUCUGGUAGCAGGUGCUCAUAAAUAUUCAGUUCCUAAAGUUUGGCAUCACUUUCUUUUCCCGAUGAUUUCUUCAUAUUCAGAGCUAAAUGUGUACCUGGAGUAUGUGCUGUAUAAUACAGAAUAAUAAGCAUUUAACGACUCCAGCUCCAUGAUGCUGUGACAACAUGUGGAUGUCAAAAGACUCAUGGGAGCAGCAGUUGUAUUUUUUGAGAGCACUGGGUGUUUUGCCACUGCUCUCCCAAAGAUCACUACUUAACAUUGGUUCUUUUAGCAGGAAUGACAACAUGGAUAAAGCUCAUCCAACCGCUGACCAACAAAGUUACCUGAAGACGCAGCGCAGGUUUCUGAACGUUACAUCACUAAAGCACAGCCGAUGUUAUGGGCCGGCUUUUUGGUCUCUUAGAAAUGUCCAGAAAAACACUGGCGAUAAUUUCAGAGCCCCAGAAUUUGUACAAUGACAAUGAUUGGUUUUUUUGGUUUGAUGUAGUCGCUCAAAGCUCUACGCUACAACUCCAGAGUUCUUAUUACAAGCCCAGCCGACCUUUUAAAGACAUCAUUUCUUUGGGACCAGAGAAUUUUCUCGAGCAAAGAGCCACCAGACAUUAUAUGAUUGGAACAGCAAAUGGAAAAAUCUCUUUAAAAAGGUGUUGGAUCACUCUUCUGUUCGAUCAGUCAGCAAAGUUUCAGAAUCGACAUUUAUUUAGCAGAAAGUGUGGUGGGUCGCUGGUCUCCUGGUGUGGGGCUGUACUCCUGACAGGCCCGGCACGACGCCGUCAGAGCUAGCACCUGUUCUGAUAAGGCACCCUUUAUUCAUGCUUCAGAAACAAUGCCACCACCUUCUCAGGCUGCAGCCGCUCUUCAUCAGUCCGUCACUCAGCUUGUCUGACUUCUUAGUAACUACCAGCUACUUUCAAACUAAUAAUUCACUAAAUCAGGUUGCACCAUUAAAACUUAAGAAAACUCUUAGUUAGUGGGCUGAAGACUUUAGGAAUGUGUAAAUCGGUUGCUAGGAAACAUCUGUAGCGCUGUCCAAUCCAAAGCUAUCAACUACAUAAACAGGAAGUCACUGUAGCAUCACAAGCCGUAUCCUAACUGACCCAAAGGAUAUAUCAACUAACACCUAAGUGAGUGUUGGGUUUACACGUGCGCUCAUGAAGAACCACGUGUGUGUGUUAGUUGGAUUCAUGCAGUUUAGAACGAUCAGCUAAUGGCAUCAGGUCAUAACAUUUAGUCAUUUGAGGAAUAUUCCAUGAUAUUUGUGAAACAUACUUUAAAGUCUUCCCAGUUCGCAUCAUUAAUAAACAGCAUUUUGAUCCCGCUAAAUCUUCACUCUUUCAUUUAAACGGCUCAUGCUAGCAAGCUAACGUUAGUGGUGUCAGUUAGCUGAUCGACGGUUCCACCUGCAGUUAGUGGGUGUCGAUGUUUAGAAACCACUCGUCUCGACAUAAGAACUAGUUUGUUCUAAGUGAGUGAUGCUCAGCCUGCGCGUAGUGAGCGCCGGAGUUACCGCUAAGCUGAGUCUGAACGGAUGAGCGGCUGCUGUUGGUCCUCGUCCGGCCGCCGCAGUUUGGCAGGGCCGGUCCUCCUCUGCAUUCUUUAACAACUGUUAACAACUGACGGCCCCCGUGGAUUACCAACACUUAUUACUGCAUUAUUACAUUACACAUAUAUGAAAGGAUAAACAGCUCAAUGGGAUUUUGCACAACCUGCCAACCCAAAAUGUGUUCUCAUUAUCUAUAGUUUAGAGCUGAUAUAGAAAUACUAGGAAAUGAUUAAUUAACCAUUUAUAAGCCCUUAGUUCCAAUUGACCUUCCAUUUCUUUAGCUGGUGCUCUGACUCUUACAGUAAGGGCAUUCAACCAUGUGGAUACAGGAGAGACAAGAAUCGUGCGGCAGCAACAGCAGGAGUUGUGUUUUCGGGCCGGUGAUGUCCUGGUGCUGACAUCAUUCUCUUUACUUCUGUAUCUCCUGUGUUUUAGUUCAGUCUUACCUUUUACUCACCCCACACACACACACACACACACACACACACACACACACACACACACACACAGUGUGUGUGUGUGACAACAAGGCAACUCCACUUGAGAUGAAGAUACUGAAACACAAAGCAUGACAAGCUUUUCAUAUUCAACUUUAAGGCAGGAAUGAUUGUAGUGGGUUUGCACUGAGGACGUCAGUGUCCCAGAGACAGAAUGACAAUGAUUACAGUGUUUUAGAAGAAGCACAAGGGAGAUGUUCUAAUAUAGUCUAGCAUUAAUAAUAUCCAGAGGGAAAUAACGUUCAGAUGGAUUAUCCGUUCUUCUGAUGGUGACAUAUGAUGAUCAUGAUGACUGUGGAUUGUUAAAGAGCCUUUUUUGUUUUUUCUCUUUUGGGGUUGUGAAUUAUUAAACAAGUUGAUCUAAA